Molecule: messenger RNA, 1041 nt
Organism: Aspergillus sclerotioniger CBS 115572
Lineage: Eukaryota; Fungi; Ascomycota; Eurotiomycetes; Eurotiales; Aspergillaceae
Product: zinc-dependent alcohol dehydrogenase family protein
Exons: 4
Coding region: 1-1041 (346 amino acids)
Molecular function (GO): oxidoreductase activity
Source: RefSeq, a predicted model, not a curated record
AUGUCCAUCCCCCAGACGUACAGAGCAUUCCGGCGCUCUGCCGAUGGAUCGUCCCUUGAACUCGUGCAGGAGGAAUUACCAUCACUCCUUCAUCCCGAGCAGGUAUUGAUUCGGAUCCAUGCCGUGUCCCUCAACUACCGAGAUAUUGCGAUGAUGACCGGAAAUUAUGCUGCAGUGAAAGACAAAGGUAUUCCAGCCUCUGAUUGCGCUGCAGAAGUCAUCGCCAUGGGAUCGAAUGUGUUAACGUUCAACGUGGGCGAUCGUGUUGCGCCGAUCUUCGAUUUGAGCAAUGUUACCGGCACAGAGGAGGAAGCAGCCAUGAGACUAGGUGGCGAUGUCGAUGGGGUCUUACGAGAGUUUGCGGUCUUUGAUCAGAGAGAGCUAGUACGCCUGCCUGAUCAUCUGUCUUGGGAAGAGGCUGCUUGCAUAACAUGUGCCGGAACCACUGCAUGGACGGCUUUGAAUAUGCCACGGACGAAUGGUACAGCUUUGCUUCAAGGGACCGGCGGAGUAAGCAUGUUUGCCAUUCUAAUUUGUUUAGCUGCCGGUAUCCACCCAAUUAUCAUGUCUUCCUCCGACGACAAACUCAGUAUAGUGUGUUCCCUGGGUAAGGCUGGCGCCGUGGAUACGAUUAAUUAUCGCAUCCACCCUCAAUGGGACCAAGAAGUGCUUCGACUCACCAACGGACGCGGCGUCGAUGUCGUUAUCGAGAACGUGGGGCAGACGACUCUAUCUCGAAGCCUGUCAUCGCUCGCUAAACGAGGCACCGUUUCCUUGGUCGGCUUUCUAGGAGGCCAUUCGGUGGAUCAAUAUCCUAAUACCAUGACACCCCUUCUGGCCAAGCAAGCGACAAUGAGAGGACAUAUCGUGGGAUCUAAAAUUGAUCAACAGAAUCUCUGCGAUUUCUUAACAGAGAAGAACAUACGACUUGAUCCUAUUAUAGAUAAAACAUCGUUUAGCUUUGAGGAGUCGCAGGCGGCGUUUGAUUAUCUAUAUGCCGCCAAACAUAUGGGGAAAAUCGUUAUCAAGAUCAGUCAUUGA